CGCUGGAGUAAAAAAGGAGGGGAAAGUGAGAAAAGCUCCACCCCACCCACCUCCGUUUUGGUUUACUUCUCUUCUUCUUCUUCUUCUCCUCCCCCGUUCCCCAAUUCCAUCCCCCAAACCACCACCGGGACGGAGGAGAGGUGGCCGGGGAGGGAGCGGUGGGGCGACAGUUGCAGCAGCCGUAGCGGCAGCAGGAGGGAUUCGGGCAGGAGGAGCCGCCGCGAUGGGCGCGCCGGUGCGCGGCGCCCUCGUCUUCUUCGUGCUUGUUCUCGUUGGUGCGGCCGCGGAGACGGCGCCCGAGGAACCCACAUUGCCCUCCGCCGCCGCCGUCGGUGGCGGAGAUGGUGCUGGUACGGGCGUGACCGCUGGUGCGGGUGCCGCUGCUGGUGUCGGCGGCGGUGGCGGCGCGGGAGGGAUCAACUCCAACUCGGUGCUGGUGGCGCUGCUGGAUUCGCAUUACACGGAGCUGGCGGAGCUGGUGGAGAAGGCCCUCCUGCUCCAGACGCUGGAGGACGCCGUCGGCAAGCACAACGUCACCAUCUUCGCGCCGCGGAACGAGGCGCUGGAGCGGGACCUCGACCCGGAGUUCAAGCGCUUCCUGCUCGAGCCGCGGAACCUCAAGUCGCUCCAGUCGCUGCUCCUCUUCCACGUCCUCCCUGCCCGCCUUCCCUCCGGAUCCUGGCCCGCCGCCUCUCAUCCGACUCUCUCCGGCGAGGAGGUUGAGCUCGCCGCGGGCAACGGCGGCGAGAUGCGCGUCGCCCACGCCGCCGUAACCCGCCCAGACGCGGUGCUCAGGCCGGAUGGUGUCAUCCACGGGAUCGAGCGCCUCCUCGUGCCCCGCUCUGUGCAGGAGGACUUCAACCGCCGCCGCAGCCUCGCCGACAUCUCUGCAGUGCUGCCCACGGGCGCGCCCGAGGUGGACCCGAGGACCCACCGACUCAAGAAACCGGCGCCGCCCGUUCCCCCGGGCGCGCCCCCCGUGCUCCCGAUCUGGGAUGCCAUGGCCCCCGGCCCUGCCAUCGCGCCGGCGCCGGCCCCUGGACCGGGCUCCGGGAAGCACCACUUCGACGGCCACAGCCAGGUGAAGGACUUCAUCCAGACCCUGCUCCUGUACGGCGGUUACAACGAGCUCGCCGACAUCCUCGUCAACCUCACCUCUCUCGCCACCGAGAUGGGCCGCCUUGUCUCCGAGGGCUACGUGCUCACCGUGCUCGCGCCCAACGACGAGGCCAUGGCGCGCCUCACCACCGACCAGCUCAGCGAGCCAGGCUCGCCGGAGAACAUCCUGUACUACCACAUGAUCCCGGAGUACCAGACCGAGGAGAGCAUGUACAACGCGGUGCGGAGGUUCGGCAAGGUGCGCUACGACACGCUGCGGCUGCCGCACAAGGUGGUGGCGCGGGAGGCCGAUGGCUCCGUCAAGUUUGGGCACGGCGAGGGGUCGGCGUAUCUCUUCGACCCGGACAUCUACACGGAUGGCAGGAUCGCGGUGCAGGGCAUCGACGCCGUGCUGUUCCCGCCGGAUGACACCAAGACGGCGCCGGACACCGCCCCCGUCGUCAGGAGGGCACCCGCCGUCACCGGCACCCGCAAGAGCAAGCUCCGGAGAGGCAAGUUGUUAGAAGCAACGUGCCAAAUGGCCGGCAUCAUUGGUCAGCGAUCGCGAUUCGCAAGCUGCCAGUAGACUUGAAAGAUUGAUCUCUUGAUACCGAAACACGAACUAGAAUGAUGAGGUGAUGGACUGCUGGAGCCGUCCACAUUACCAUUUGUUUUUUAUUUUUAUUUUGUUCAUUAUAUUAUUACGAAUAAUCAAUCAGGUGGGGAAUGUAAUCUGGUGGUUGUUGGUGUGUCUGAAAAAAGGGCAGGAAAAUGUUCAUACAAUCAUACUUGAAGACCAAGAUCUGUGUAUAGGAGCAUUUUUUUUUCCCCGUCAAUUUUUCUUUCUGUUUUGACAGAAUGCCGAGUAAACAAUUAAACAUUGCAGCAUCCGUGGUGUUAAAGCUUCAUCAA
Oryza brachyantha (malo sina) is the source of this 2010-nucleotide messenger RNA. Its product is annotated as fasciclin-like arabinogalactan protein 15. The transcript is spliced from 2 exons. Bases 224 to 1684 code for a protein of 486 amino acids. NCBI's taxonomy places the organism in Eukaryota, Viridiplantae, Streptophyta, Magnoliopsida, Poales, Poaceae. The record is from RefSeq and is a predicted model, not a curated record.